AGGAGGGUGUGUUUUUCUAUCACUGCAGCAUCAGCAGAGAGGAGAGGGGCACAAUCAAUUUCAUAGAGAAGAGGAAGAAAAGGCACAAGUACAUGAGGAAGAGAGAGGGAAAAGACGCAAGGAGUUGCCAGAGGAAAGCAACAUCACUGAGAAGAGAGGAGACCAGCAGGAGGGCGUGGACCUGACCUACAGAAGAGAGGGGAAAAAAAAGACAAGAGGGACGUACGAGGCCUCCUGGAAAAGAAACAAAGCCUCACACUUGCUCUGCACGAGUGUGUGUGUGUGUGUGAGGUUGCCCUCUGUGUGCGCUUUACUGUACUUGUGUGAGCAGGUGGGACUUUGAUGGGACAGUGAGCAAUGCCUCACACGCAGCGACAGCAGGUUGGCAGUAGGGGGCAGUGCUCCUCUCGCCUCCUCCCCCUCCUCCUCCUCCUCUCCCUGGCUGCCCAGCCCAGCCAAGCAGCCAUACACAUACCGUCCAACUACCACAUAAGUGAUCUCAAGAGGCCUCCAAUGAUCAUCAUACAGCCGGAGUCUGUCACUGUCUUUAGUGUUGAGGACCUCGUCAUGAGCUGUGAAGCCACCGGCAACCCUCUACCCAAUUUCCGAUGGACAAAGGACGGAGAGGAGUUUGACCCAGGCAGUGACCCAGAGCUCAAGGUUUCUGAGCGCCCUGGCUCAUUCGCAUUCUACACACUCAGUAAUACUAUGGAGAGCCUGAAGCCGUACCAAGCCAAAUAUGUCUGCUACGCAUCCAACGAGCUGGGGACAGCCGUCUCUAACGAGGCCACACUCAACACUGAUGUUCCCCCAGUACAGCAGAAAGAAAAAAAGGUUCAUGUGAAAUCUGAAGAGGGAAACAGUAUUGUUCUGAAGUGUAACCCCCCGCAGAGCUCCAUGGAGCCUAUCAUCCACUGGAUGGACUGGAGGCUACACCAUAUCCAGCUAAGUGAACGAGUGGUGGUGGGGAAGGAUGGCAACCUUUACUUUGCCCAUUCGACAACUGAUGACAGCAGGAUCGACUACACCUGCAAUGUCCAGUACCUGGCUACACGCACCAUUCUGGCAAAGGAGCCCAUCAUUCUGACUGUAAACCCCUCCAACUCCGUACUGCGGAACAGGAGGCCCAACAUGAUGAGACCUACUGGAAGCCACAGCACUUACCACACCCUUAAGGGCCAGACUGUGGAGCUUGAGUGCAUUGUCCAAGGCCUUCCAACUCCCAAAGUUUCAUGGCUGAGAAAGGACGGCGAGAUGUCGGAAUCUCGGACCAUUAAAGACAUGUUCAACCGCCGCCUGCGCUUCACUAAUAUCACAGAGAGCGACGGAGGCGAGUAUCAGUGUACAGCUGAGAACCCCCAAGGGAAGGUCUCACACACUUACACUGUGACUGUGGAAGCGGCUCCCUACUGGAUCAAAGAGCCACCCAGUCAGUUAUAUGCCCCAGGUGAGACUGUCAGGCUAGACUGCCAGGCGGACGGCAUCCCCUCACCUACCAUCAGCUGGACCAUCAACGGGACCCCCCUCUCAGCAACCGACAAGGACCCCAGACAUUCCCAGACAGCAAGCGGAUCUCUAAUCCUAAUGGAUGUCAACUUUGGAGACACUGCCAUCUACCAGUGCCAGGCCUCCAACAAGCAUGGAAACAUCCUCACCAACACCAACGUCUAUGUCAUUGAGCUGAGCCCCCAGAUCCUUACUGAGGAUGGGAAUGCAUACACAUUUACAGAGGGCCAGAAGGCUUUACUGGAGUGUGAGACUUUUGGCUCUCCUAAACCUAAAGUCAUAUGGGAGAGCAGCAGCACCUCCUCCCUUCUAGCGGAUCCCAGAGUGAACCCGCUCACCAACGGGGCGCUUGAGAUCACUAAUGUCACUCACGACGAUGAGGGUAUCUACACCUGCAUUAUACAGAACACCAACUUGUCUGUCAAUGCCGAGCUGGAAGUGCUCAACAGGACAGUGAUCCUGUCACCUCCACAGGAUCAGAAGGUGCAGCCUGGAAACACAACAAUCUUCACUUGUCUGGCCCUUAUUGACUCCAGACUCGGCACUGCAUUCAUUCAGUGGAGAAAGAACGAUCAAAAGAUCUUUGAGUCCCACAGUGACGAGAAAUACACAUUUGAUGGCCCAGACCUGAAGAUAACUAAUGUGGAAGCAGAUGAUGAGGCCGUGUACACCUGUCAGGUCAUCACUAAGCUUGACAUGGCUGAAGCCAGUGGCAGCCUCACUUUAUGGGAUCGUCCGGACCCUCCUGUCCUCCUCCAGAUGACUGAUCCUAAGCGUCGUUCAGUCACCCUCAGCUGGACUCCUGGAGACGACCACAACAGCCCCGUGCUAGAAUAUGUGGUUGAGUUUGAGGACCAAGGUUCGAAGGAGAGGGGUUGGGAAGAGCUGAAGAGAGUAGCAGGAACCAAGAAGCGUGCUAGCCUCCCUCUGUGGUCCUACAUGUCCUACCGUUUCCGCGUCAUUGCCAUAAAUUAUGUGGGAAAGAGCAUCCCCAGCAAGCCAACUGAAAUCCACAACACACCUGCUGAAGUUCCAGACAAUAACCCUGAAGAUGUUAGGAGUGAGUCCAAAGACCCAGACACUCUGGUCAUCACCUGGGAGGAAAUGGACAAACGUCACUUCCAUGGGCCUGACUUCAAGUAUCGGGUGUUUUGGAGGCGAGUGUUGGGCAGCGGACCCAACUGGCACACCAACUACACAACCACACCAACAUUCACGGUCCAUGUCAUCGGCAGCUUUUCUGCCUUUGAGAUCAAAGUUCAGGCUGUCAAUGAGAAAGGGGAGGGACCUGAGCCAGACCCCGUCAUUGGCUACUCAGGAGAAGAUGUUCCACUGGAAGCUCCAAUGAAUGUGGGUAUUGAACUCAUGAACAGCACCACCAUCAGAGUGAACUGGGCAGCAGUAGACAAAGAGACAGUCAGAGGACACCUGCUUGGAUACAAGGUAUAUGUGACCAGAGUUGGUUCAAGAGGUCACCACCGAGGCCGGAGGUCCAGGGAGCCAGAGAGCACUGUGGUGGUGGAGACCGGGGCCAACGAGGAGAAGAAGGUGAUCAGUGAUCUCAGACCAUACUCCCACUACGCCCUGGCCGUCACUGUAUUCAACAGCAAGGGAGAGGGACCCCACUCUGAGACGAUGUCCUUCAUUACUAACGAGGGAGUUCCUGGUCCUCCCAUGUCCCUGAUGCUGGACAGCCCAUCAGAGACGGAAAUGACCCUCCACUGGACACCACCUGGCCUGCCCAAUGGAGUCCUGAUUGGAUAUCUACUGCAGUACCAACAGAUUGUGGAGAGUGAUGACAGCCCCAUGCAGGUCGAGACAAUAGACGACCCCACAGUCACCCACCUCACCCUGAAGGGCCUGGACCGCCACAGCCACUACCGCUUCUUCCUGAGGGGGCACACUGCUGCAGGGGACGGAGAGCCCAUCAUGAGGGACGGUGCCACAAUGCUGGAAGGAGAGCCUCCUGCAAACAUCAACCUGUCUGUCGGGGAAAACUCCGUUAACCUCAGCUGGGUGGCCAAGAAGAGACACAGGAAUGUUAGCUUCCAGGUCCACUACCUCAACAAAAAUGAUGGCACUACAUGGAAGAAAACGGAGAAAGUGAACUCCUCGCAGUCUUUCUACCAGCUCCAGGGCCUGACUCCUGGCUCUCAUUAUCGUCUACGCUUCACCUACAGUAACACCACCUUCUGGGAGACUGACGUCGACACAGAGGAAACUGAAGUGAUGGAGGUGCAGCCAAGCUUUGCAACACAGGGCUGGUUCAUCGGUGUUGUGAGCGCCAUCGUGCUGCUGCUGCUGAUACUGCUCAUCCUUUGCUUCAUCAAGAGGAGUAAAGGGGGGAAGUACUCAGUGAAAGAUAAAGAGGAGGGUCCGAUGGACUCAGAAGCACGGCCUAUGAAGGAUGAGACUUUUGGAGAGUACAGAUCUCUAGAAAGUGACCUCGAAGAGAAGCGCACGGCCAGCCAGCCGUCCCUCGGCGAGGAGAGCAAGCUGUGCAGCGAGGACAACCUGGACUUCAACGGCAGCAGUGCCAUCACCACUGAGCUCAACAUGGAUGAGUCUCUGGUCAGCCAGUUCAGCCGGCCCAGCGAGGGUCCAGAGGCGCUGCAUGGCCUGCCAGACAACUCCCCGCUCAACCCCACCGCCAUCUCCCCAGCCAUCAAUGGCUUGCCCAACUCAGUCACCAUCCUCGAUUAAUAUCAGACCAAAACAUGUCAACACUUAUGUGCCCAUAUGCUCCUGUUCCCUACCGACUUGCUGAUCUGUAGUUUAACGACUAAUACACAAUCAAUAUAUUGACUAUUCAGAUGCCCCUGGCAGUCAUCUGAUCGACUGGACUGUUUUGACCAAAGGAGUGUCCAAAGUAGUGGACAAUGUGAUACAAGUUUGACUGACCUGAAGAUGUCUUUCGACCUGCCCUCAUCCUCCUUUUUAUGUGUGUAGUUUACAACAUGACUAACAUUAUUUCUCUCCCUUUCCUCUCUUUAUUUCUCUCUGCAGACAACUCUAUAGAAAGCUAAAGACAGAAUGUUGUACAGGUAGAGAUAUCAGAGGGAUUGUAGGGAUGGUCCUAUAUAGAGAUGCAGAGUAGAGCAUUGAGAGCUGAGGCUGAUGGUAGAGCCUAGUGGGGAAAACAGACAGCACAUGCUGCUGUCAAAGUCUGAGAUAUUUAUCAUGCCUUAUAUUAUUUAUGUCUAAUGCCAUUUGAUGUCUCAGAUUGUACCUCCCAGUGACAUUUUACUUUUAUUUUUACAAAUGUGUUUGAAUACAAAACAUCCUUUUCUGUUAUCUGACUUUUUUUUAAUUUAUUUUUUAAAUCAUCACUUUUUCAUAUUGUUUUUCUACACCAUUUAUAUAAAACUAAUGACUUCUCUUUGUUGACAUAUUUCACAGAUCAAGAUGUUUUCAUUGAAACUAAGUGAAAGCAAGUUUCUUGCUAUAAAUAUCUUUGGAUGCAUAAGGGGAACUUGCCGUGAACAUGCUGAGUAGCAUCUGGUGUAUAUAGCUGCAUCUACAUCUAUCUAUUUAGCCAUAAUACAGUAUUAUAGAUAUGUACAUGCUCCUUAUAAGUUCCUGUGCCUGCUGGGUCUGCAUAGAGCACCAGAUCGAUGUCAUUACUCUCUCGCCUUCCCACCAGAAGUGUAAUGUCAUUAUUGGAAAUGAUAUUGUAAUUUUUUUGUGUCGAAACCUAUGUGUAGCUUUCUGUAUCUGUCUUUGUCUCUUUCUACACUGUAUUAAAAAACAUUGCUGUCUCUAAUUAACAAUCUUUUCAUACCUGUCCAUCUCAUACUUCGCAAACAGUUUGAGGAGCAGUAUUUAUGUAUAUUUACAGAUCAGAGAGUGGAGUCUUGUGGGCAAACACUCAUGUUUUAUUUUCAGACCCUCAUCAUUGCAAGUUGAUAUUGCAGACAAGCGUAAUGAUUGCCAGUUGAUGUAUAAUAAAGGCAAGCAGUUGGUAUUGACAUCAAACACAGAGAAUGUAUUCUUUUCAGAGCUGGGCAGACAUUGUAUUUACAUGCUACUAAUUAAAAAAAGAUCUGAGCUACAAGGCACUGGAGUGGUUUUGAGAAUAACAGUUUUUUUUCUCCACAGAAUGUAAAUACAACCCUUAAAGAGUGUUUUGAUGAACCCAACCAUGUUUGAUAUAAAAAUGUGAAAAAUGUGCAGGUUUGAAAUCACUUAACUUAAUUUUAAAGUGUUGCAAGUUGUCAUUUUCUUCUUUGUACUAUUGCUAAAAAUGCAAACUUUCCAUUUUUGACAAAUGAUUGCAGUGACAUUUGGUUGUUUUAGCAAAGACAUUGUUCAUAGUUGAGGGAGAAAAAAUUAAAAGAAAAAAAUUCACAUUGUUCUGUAGAUGUUUGCAAUCGUUUAAAAAAAAAAAAAAAAUGUACAUUCGUGUCAUUUAGUGAUAGUAGUAGUUCCAUUCAAAGCUAAGAUUGCGUUCAUGCCCAUAA
Messenger RNA from Cottoperca gobio, 5966 nucleotides. It is a transcript of the gene l1cama, whose product is annotated as L1 cell adhesion molecule, paralog a. The record is from RefSeq and is a predicted model, not a curated record. Gene Ontology annotation, cellular component: axon; plasma membrane. NCBI's taxonomy places the organism in Eukaryota, Metazoa, Chordata, Actinopteri, Perciformes, Bovichtidae. Gene Ontology annotation, molecular function: cell-cell adhesion mediator activity. The transcript has 29 exons. The coding region runs from base 358 to 4209 and encodes 1283 amino acids. Gene Ontology annotation, biological process: brain development; cell-cell adhesion; axon guidance.